Molecule: messenger RNA, 357 nt
Organism: Blepharisma stoltei
Lineage: Eukaryota; Ciliophora; Heterotrichea; Heterotrichida; Blepharismidae
Source: the annotation of a GenBank genome assembly
AUGGCAACGAAUUUCGAAAGAGUUGGUGGACACAAUGCAGUGGUGGCUCUAAUUGACGGAUUAUACUCAAAGAUUCUUGCAAACCCAAUCACAGCAGCUGCAUUCGCUGGGAAAGAUGUGAACCAUGUCAAGGCCAUGCAAGUUGAGUAUUGGUCUGAAUGGUUAGGAAGUGGGACACCUUACACUGGAAGGUCAAUGGCAGACGGCCAUAGAGGACUUAACCUCUCCAAAGAGCAAUUCGAUUUGGUUGCUGGGUUCCUUUUGGCCACUUUAAGAGAGCUUAAUCUCGAUGAAGCAUAUGUCAAUGCAGUCAUGGCACAUGCAGGCGGCUUAGAGAGUGAAAUAAUUAACCUCUAA